This is a messenger RNA of Pseudo-nitzschia multistriata, 6187 nucleotides long. The record is from the annotation of a GenBank genome assembly. Lineage: Eukaryota; Bacillariophyta; Bacillariophyceae; Bacillariales; Bacillariaceae.
GUAGAUCCUAGUAUUAUCUCCAUUCUUCAUUGGUAGCACGCUACUACUAGUAGUAGUACUACUGGUGUGACGUACCUUCUUCCCAAAACAAUUAUUUCUUCAGUCUUCUUGCACAAGUGAGUGACUUUUCUGUUGCUAGUAGCAGUAGUACUCAAAGCCGCUAAUUCCAGUGCUCUGAUAUGGAGGGGUGUUCAUUCAGUACUGGACUUGACACAAGAAGUUUGCCUGAUGCUAGUAGCUCAUUAAAAGCCACCGAUACAAUUCCAGUGAGUAAAAACAACUAAAAAGUAUUCUGAAAGGAUCCUACUUGAAGUAGUUGCUCUAGGUACUAGUAGUAGUAAGAACAAGCAGGUGUCAGUGCCAACCACCAAUUGGGCACCAGCACUCCUAGUAGUACCAGCAGCAAGAGAUCUAGUAGUAGAUACUAGAAGGAUGGAAGAAGCACCAGUGGCGCAAUCUGGCAAUGUAAGUUGCUGAUAGUAUCACAAGCUACUGCUACUAGUAGUAGUAUUGAUACUAGCACAACAACUACUGCAAUUACAGCUAGUUAGACACUGCUGCUGCUACUAAUACUGUGGGAGUGACUACUAUCUACUAGUAGUAAGAAUACUAGUGGACAGCACCAAAUAGUAGUACUAGUAGUACUACUAGUACUAGUAGUAGUACUAGCACAAGCACACUGCACUACUACGGCUAGUAAGACACUGCUGAUAGUAGAACAAAUGACUUCAUGCCAAGGACUUCUUAUUCCAGCCUUCCAAAGGACCACUCACAAUACUUUCUUUAUGCAAAAACUCUGUGACUUCAUUAAGAGCCAAAUUGGCUGCGUUGACCUGAUGGGACGGUAGUACAAAAUGAAAUUUCCCCUAAACGUCCCUCCGGCCUGUAAAAACAAUCACCAAAAGCUUGAUCGCGGAUUCGAACCACGGACCUCUUCAUUACUAAUGAAGUGCUCUAACCAACUGAGCUAAACAAGCUUUCUCCUCACAGCAUGACUCCAAAAUUAUACUUUAUCAAAUCUAAUUUAGAAAAAAAUAACGCGUGUCAGAAUUCUCUGCGAAGCAUGACAUCUUCGUACGUAACAUGAUUGCGGCACCUGUAAGAUUUUCGCGUUUGAUUUGUUGGUUCGAACUUGUUGGUCAACUCGUACGAUUCCGGAGUCAAAAGACCCCGUGCGCUUACUACAACUAACCCAUGGGUUACGGUACGAAUGCCUGUUUGUGUACGAUACCCGUUCCAGUGUAGACAACAUCUUCGAACCGUGAACUCUGCUGUUCAAAAGUUACUUUGCCGUUAUUAUCAAGGAUUCCAACUAACAUAAAACUGCAGCGAAGGUAGCCGGUUCCCGUCUUUUUCCUGAGUUUUGUCUCGACUAGAACCUCCCGGCACCUAGAGGUCAACAAAACAUACCAAGAUACAUCUGAAGGUGCCAUCGCGUUAUUGCUUUGAACGAUUGCCCCAUCACAGAGUGCGAUGCUCUUACGAAGAUAUGAUUCCAGCGAAGGAUACGAAAAAGACAACACGACAAGGAUAGCAGAAGGUCCUCUGAAGAAGGACAGGCACCCGUCAUGCUUUUCAUUCCAUGCCAGUCCGUACCGAAAAAAAUGGACGACUGGAAGACGUUCUUUAUUGCUUUGUGUCUGUAAAGCUGCGAUUGUUAUCUGCUUGACAUUUAUAUCCUUUGUUCCUUCCUUGGCAAUAGGCUCCGGAACCGGCUUUCAAACAGAAUCGCAACCGAUGCCACCAUCUGCAACACCAUCAUCAUUAUCGAAAUCUACACAACUGGGAUCCGGUUCCGACAAAACUUCAGAAACAACGCUUGCUUUCAACUCUACCGAGGCAGAAGCAGAAGCCUCUCAAUCCUUGGCUCUCCUGCUCCUCCUUCUCGAAAUCAAUGAAGGUGACGAAACACUUUCUAAUUUAGAUGACGACGAGGAUGCGUUGGACAUUCCAAUAUCUACAGAGACAACAGAUCAUAUUCCAAUGUCAUUGGUCAAUGGCAACAACCUGAACGGUAUCGACGCCAAAGCGAAACCCUCGUUUUUAGUAAUAUGUACGGUGGAUGGAUACAUUAUGGUGCUGAAUGCCAACGACGGAAGUCUAGUAUAUGCAUUUAGCUCGGGUAUACCACUGGCCGGACCUUCGGAACCCCUGGACGAGGACAUCUUUGCUGAUGGCACCAGGGGUAGUCCAAACAAUAACAAUCAAGAUUAUGAACGGAGAAUCGUUCCGUUUCCAGAUGGUCAAUUGUACGACAUUGGAGACGGUGGAAUGUCAGUGAAACCUCUCGGAAUCUCAGUCCAGGAUAUUCUGGCAAAUCCUGCGAAGACCUGUUGGAAGAGUGGAAAGAGUACUAGGAACACGGAAGCAAGCCAUGGCAAAUGGGAUCGUGAUGUUGGCAAUGACGGCUAUGACGAUGCUAGUUACUGGGAUGACAACAUUAACAACAACGAACUCGAUCACAUUGAAGACAAGGAAGAAUGUGGUAUCGUUACUGCCACCAAAUCGAUCUCUCUCUUUGCCUUGGACUCUUUCACUGGAAACUUGGUUUGGCAUCAAUACCCUAAUGGAACGACCCUGAAAAUGGAUGACCACGAAACCGCUCACGGCGAUAAUGAUCAUACGAAUCCCAAUGCAUCAUCCUCUGGAAGAAAAAAGAAAGAUCAAACUCAAAGCACGGUUUUGUUGCAGCGCGAAGACGUCGUUGUCCAACAAAUCAGCACCGACAACGGUGAACCCGUCUGGAACGUUACGUGGGCUACAUUGCGAGGACUGGAGUUCGGUGAGUCUGACGAUCAGGGGGGGCGACCGCGGUCGCCGCGAGGACACGGCUCGGGGGAUCUAUUGCCGCCAUCGGAACAGGGUCUCUUGCCGACCGGUGAAGAAACAACCGACGGGAAUGGUUUUGGUAAAGAUGACUGUGAUUCGGUCUUCUCGACGAGACUACCUGACAUUCUCUUCAGCGAAGAUGGGACAAGCAUAACCGCUGUCGAGUCUUCCCGCAGCAACUGCCCACCACCGGAAAUCAUGUGGACCCGGGAAUUUCCCAAGACCGUGGCGUCUGUCUUUGGACUGAAUGGCAAAUCAUGGGAGCCACUGACGGUCCUUGACGAUGUCGGAGCCGGACCAUCAGGAUCAUGGAACGGCGAGAAGCAUCUCCUGCCUCAGUCCUCUAACAACUAUGAUGACAACAAUCCUACAGAUCUAGGAAAGGAAUUGGCAGUUAUAAAACAACAACCCAGUCACAUUACCAGCCAUGAAUUCGUGAAUAAUUAUCGAACGGAUCGAUUAUAUCACGGUAGAGAUUUUCUCUUUCGAAAUGGAAUCCGAUUUCCUUUCCACACGCAGCGAGUAGCUCCGACUUUGCAGUCCUUCACUCCCAUUACUGGUGGUAGAGAUGACAAAGACAACCGGAAUUCUUUCGUUGGGUCAAAUUAUCUGCAGCUUCCAUCUCCGGAAGGUUACAGUGACGAUAAAACACAACAAAAAGAGUUGUCGGUCCGUUUAGAAUGGCAUAUCUGGUUGCUAGCAGCUAUUGGUGUCGUGUCUUUAAUGAAGUCUUGUUAUCGUCGCAUUUACGAACAAAAGGAGCAAGAAGCCACAGAUACAAACGCUGUAAGACUGCAGGCCAUGCCUGGAAUGAAUGAGCAAAAACAACAAAUAUCUGUAACUCAGCCAACCACUAGCGAUUCAAAGAAAGAAGAGAGGACUGCAACAACGAAAACUUCCACUACGAACGGCAGUCCGAAAGUAGACGAUUCCACUCCUCACUAUGGAGUCGGACUAAUCGAUGGAAGCAUUCCGUUGAUCCAGUACACGAGAUACGCUUCUGAGUUUGAAGAAAUUGGGGCACUUGGCAAAGGAGGUUUUGGGAGCGUCUUUCAAUGCCGGAACCCGUUAGAUAAAAGAGACUAUGCUAUCAAAAAGGUAUUGAUUCGAAGCGACUCAAAACAACCGCAGUCAGAUUUUACGAAUCGACUGAAAAGGACCCUGCGGGAGGUAAAAUCCUUGGCGUCGUUGGACCACUCGAAUAUUGUAAGAUACUAUACUGCAUGGUUGGAACGGGAACAGUUGAAUGGUGGUAAUGAUAGCGAGAAUCCUUCAGACGGCACUCCGGGUGCCAGUGACUAUUACAUGAUGUCGUAUACGAGGACAUCUCAUGUGAAAGGUUUUGGAUCCGGUCAAUUCUCUGAAUCAGUUGGGUCCCCUAUGUGGAAAUCAAACAAUAACUUUUUGAAUCCAUUCGGCUCCGGAGGGGGCUUACCACCUGUAUUUGAUCAUUCGUUCUCGACUUCUAGUGGUCAGAACCACAGUAUUUCAGAGGUUCCCGAAGCUUUGGAUGACUACGGGUUUGUCUUUGACAGAAGUAACACUGAAGGUGAGCAAUGUGAUGAAACCGCGAGAAAUGAAAGAACUGAAACCCAAGUCAUAAGCAGGCCACAAUCGAAAUCCACCACCGUUCCGUCGUCUGGAGGGGGCUUGCCGCCGGUAUUUCAAAAUUCGGCCACAUCUUCUAGUUGUCAGAGCCACAAUAUUCCUGGUGUUCCCGAUGCACUUGAUGAUUAUGGGUUUGUCUUUGACAGAAACAGUACUGAGGACGAGCACUCUGUAACUUCUGCAACAGAGGAAAGUCUGAAAAAUCAGGCUGUGCCCGAGCUAAAAUCGGCGAUAAAAAACGGUACAAUUUUGCCCCGAAACAAGUCUCGUAUGAACAAUGCCAUCAGCUUCCAGUCAUUGAGAUCUUCAAGAUCCAGUAUUGAAGAAUCGACGUCAGAAUGGUCUCAGGAAAGUAAAAACCAAUCCGAUGCCACACAAGAAGGAAACGAAUCCAACACCAUCGAAGAAAAGGUUGCAGAACCAACCGUAUCUCAAAAGUACAUUUUAUACAUCCAGAUGCAGUUUUGCUCUCAAAAAACACUCGCAGAUUUUCUGUCGAACGAAGAGGCGCGGAGAGGCCCAUCAGGUAGUAGCAUCGGCGGCAUCGAUAUCCCGUACGCUCUGAGCUUAUUUCUACAAACCUGUCAAGGUGUCAAACACGUGCAUAGUAAAGGACUUAUCCAUCGUGACUUGAAGCCAAACAAUAUUUUUAUUGAUGAUGAUGGAGCAGUAAAGGUUGGUGAUUUUGGUUUGAGUCGCGCGUCGAGCGAUAGCAAUAAGGGUGACGGAGAGGCGGAUUCGUCCGUCGUGGUAGGGUCCACGAACAAUCCCAGUAAUGCAGAUAUUACUGCAGGAGUUGGCACUCGAUCCUAUGCCAGCCCAGAGCAGAUGAAAGGGGGCUCAGAUUAUGAUUCGAGUACUGAUAUCUAUUCACUCGGAAUUAUCCUUUUUGAAUUGUGCUAUCCAAUGUACACGGUAAGUUUGUAACACAAAACUAACUAAAUUGAAGCAACGAGUAAAGUUGAAUGGCUCCUUGCAGUUGUACCCAGUAUCCUUACGGUGAACUUCACAUUGACUUCCUUUCGUAUCUGACAGGGGAUGGAGCGCAAUAUAGUUUUGAGCAACCUUCGCAAUCACAUUCUUCCGAAUCUAUGGACGGAGACCGUUGCCGUAGAUUUUCCGAGACUUAAUUCACUUGUGCUUUCCAUGAUUUCAAACAAGCCCAAAGAUCGACCAACUGCUCAAGCUGUUGUUGAACAAAUACAGUCGGUUUUGGAAGGAUUCACCAUAUCAUCUCUAGAUAAACGUGACUAUGAAGGUUCCAUUCUAUUGCGCGUCGAAAUUAUGUUUUGUGAGAACGGCUUGCACAAAACAAUGAAUCUUCUACGAGAAGCAGCCCUUCCCAACUUGAUCGAUAUAGUCCAGUACGGUCUUCGGAGUAGCACAAGCAAGGGUCAAAUGAAGUCGAUCAUGGAAUUUGCAAUUGUUCCGAGACCUCAACAACCAGAGGAUGAACCAGAGGAUGCUCCCGAGUGCUCGCCUGCCAGUAUUGGAGCAUUGAUGGUGAAAAAGCUCAGUGAGAAAACGCUCAGUGAGAAAACGCCCUGUGACAAUCCACAGGUGCUCUUGAUCCGUCAAGUAUCUGCAACGAAGUAUGCGUGAGCAGAGUUGGAAAAGGCAUUAAAACAUACCUAUUCUUUACAAGAAUAAAGAACUGAUGCUGUUACUAGACGCAAUUGUUAUCAACGAUGCCGUUAAUUGUUCAAAUUAUUUGGAAAUUACAUUGAUCAAAUAGACCUCACUAUUGUUA